GAGUGAAGAAAGAAAACUACUGCUGGGCUACUUUUUUGUUCACUCGUUUAGUACUUCGUUUUAUUUUAAUUUGUUCACUUUUGUCCUUUGAUGAGACCGAAUUCCGCACCAACAGCACGCGAAAGCGCAUGCGCCAACACCUGGCUGCGCGUGACGCCCACGAGAGUAAAGCUCCUUUGUCGAACGCGCGCGGAAAGGAGAUUAGAAAAGUACAGUAAACGCCCGCAAGCAACAGAGAGGUGGAUGUUACAGCGUCGUUUGGCUUCGUCCAGCCAUACAGUUCAACUUUUUGCCACCUUUUCUCCCCCUUCCAGGUGAGCGCCACUGAGCAUUUUUUUCCAGUCCGAGACGAAGAGAAAAGAGAAAAGUAAUGGACCCGGGUGGAGAAUUAAGAACAAGCUAGCGCCGUCCGUGCGGAGAACGAAACGGGAAGAAGAAGAGAAAAAGAAUUUGACGGGCUGGACAGAGGGACAGGAUGGGGCUGGAUCUCAGCACUCUCCGGACCCUCAUCAGCAGAUAUUGUGCGGGUGAGGAAAACUGGGUGGACAGUAGGACAAUCUACAUUGGACACAAGGAGCCUCCUCCAGGGACGGAAGCUUUCAUACAACAAAGAUUCCCAGACAACAGGAUAGUCUCCUCUAAGUACACAUUUUGGAACUUCAUCCCCAAGAAUAUGUUUGAGCAGUUCAGGAGAGUUGCCAACUUCUACUUUCUCAUCAUCUUUCUGGUUCAGUUGAUCAUUGACACACCCACCAGUCCUGUCACCAGUGGACUGCCGCUCUUCUUUGUCAUCACAGUUACAGCUAUCAAGCAGGGUUACGAGGACUGGCUGAGACACAAAGCGGACAACGCUGUCAACCAGUGUCCCGUCCACGUGCUGCAACAUGGCAAAGUGAUCUGCAAGCAGAGUCGCAAACUGCGGGUGGGAGACAUAGUCUUUGUGAAGGAAGAUGAAUCAUUCCCCUGCGAUCUCAUACUCUUGUCCUCAUCCCGGGAUGAUGGAACCUGCCAUGUCACCACAGCCAGUCUGGAUGGCGAGAGCAGUCACAAGACAUACUAUGCAGUGCAGGACACCAAAGCUUACAACGCUGAGACUGAGGUGGACUCAAUCCACGCUACCAUCGAAUGUGAACAACCACAGCCAGACCUGUACAAGUUUGUUGGUCGCAUCAACAUUUACAUGAACAAUGAGCCAGUGGCAAGGCCAUUGGGAUCAGAGAACCUGCUUCUCAGAGGUGCCACACUGAAGAACACAGAGUACAUUUAUGCAGUUGCCAUCUACACUGGGAUGGAAACAAAGAUGGCUCUUAACUACCAGUCCAAGUCUCAGAAACGCUCUGCAGUAGAAAAGUCAAUGAACGCCUAUUUGGUGGUCUACCUAUGCAUUCUCAUCAGCAAGGCCUUUGUCAACACAGUGCUAAAAUAUGCGUGGCAGGCCGACCCCAUCAGAGACGAGCCCUGGUACGAUCAGAGAACUGAGGCAGCGAGGCAGAGAAACAUUGUGAUCAGAGCCUUCACAGACUUCCUGGCCUUCAUGGUCCUAUUCAACUACAUUAUCCCCGUUUCCAUGUACGUCACUGUGGAGAUGCAGAAGUUCCUGGGCUCCUAUUUCAUGAUGUGGGAUGAUGAGAUGUUUGACCAGGAGCUUGGCGAGAGAGCAGUGGUCAACACAUCAGACCUGAAUGAAGAGCUGGGACAGGUGGAGUAUGUGUUUACUGAUAAGACAGGGACGCUAACAGAGAACAACAUGGAGUUCAUCGAGUGCUGUGUGGAUGGACAUGUUUAUGUCGCCCAAGCUAUUUGUAAUGGGCAGGUUUUGCCUGGUGCAGAUAGCAUGGACAUGAUUGACACAUCACCAGGUCCUGAGGCCAGGCAGCGCGAGGAGUUGUUUUUCCGUGCGCUGUGCUUAUGCCACACUGUGCAAGUGAAAGAGGAGGAGACGGUAGAUGGCAUCAAGCAGGGCAUCCACCGUGGCAAGUCCACUUCCUUCUACAUCUCGUCAUCUCCGGAUGAGGUGGCGCUUGUAGAGGGCAUGAAGAGACUUGGCUUCACGUAUCUGAGACUCAAAGACAGUCACAUGGAGAUCUUGAACCGAGAGGAGGAGAUUGAGAGGUUUGAACUCCUGGAAGUUCUGACCUUUGACUCGGUCAGAAGGAGGAUGAGCGUCAUUGUCAGGGCCAGCACCGGUGAGCUGUACCUUUUCUGCAAAGGAGCAGAUUCCUCCAUCUUCCCAAGGGUUAUAUCAGGCAAGGUGGAUCAAGUCAGAGCUCGGGUGGAGCACAAUGCAGUGGAGGGUCUUCGGACACUCUGUGUGGCAUACCGGCCGCUCAGUCCAGCGCAGUACCAGGAGGUGUGCUUACUUUUGAGUCGAGCCAAGUUGGCACUACAGGACAGGGAUAAACGUCUGGCGGAGGCUUAUGACAUUAUUGAGAAAGACCUCAUCCUGCUAGGAGCCACUGCUGUGGAAGACAGACUCCAAGAAAAAGCGGCAGACACCAUUGAGUCCCUGCACAAAGCUGGAAUGAAGGUGUGGGUGCUGACCGGUGACAAGAUGGAGACGGCAGCCGCCACUUGCUAUGCCAGCAAGCUCUUCCACCGCAACACGCAGAUCCUGGAGCUGACCACCAAGCGCACAGAGGAGCAGAGCCUUCACGAUGUCCUGUUUGAUCUGAGCAGAACCGUCCUCAGGCAGCAUGGCGGCAUGAGCAGGGACGUUUCUGGUUUAUCAGGUGACUACAUGGACUACGGCCUCAUCAUCGACGGAGCAACCCUCUCGACGGUAAUGAAGCCAGGCCAGGAAGACUCCAACUCAGGAAACUACAAAGAGAUUUUCCUAGAAAUUUGCCGCAACUGCAGUGCUGUCCUCUGCUGUCGAAUGGCACCGCUUCAGAAAGCGCAGAUUGUGAAGCUGAUCAAGACCUCCAAGGAGCAUCCAAUCACUCUUGCCAUUGGAGACGGCGCCAAUGAUGUCAGCAUGAUCCUCGAAGCUCAUGUUGGCAUAGGUAUCAUGGGUAAAGAGGGACGUCAGGCAGUGAGGAACAGCGACUAUGCCAUUCCCAAAUUCAAACACCUGAAGAAGAUUCUGCUUGUCCAUGGACAUUAUUACUACAUACGCAUCUCUGAACUUGUACAGUACUUCUUUUACAAGAAUGUCUGUUUCAUCUUCCCGCAAUUUCUAUACCAGUUCUUCUGUGGUUUCUCACAACAGCCACUCUAUGAUACAGCCUACUUGACCCUGUACAACAUUAGCUUCACUUCCCUGCCCAUUCUGGUCUACAGUCUCAUCGAACAGCACAUCAACAUGGACAUCCUGAAGAAGGACCCGUCCCUAUACAGGGACAUUGCCAAGAAUUCAUUACUGCGGUGGCCCAUCUUCAUAUAUUGGACUCUCUUAGGUGUAUAUGAUGCCAUUGUGAUGUUCUUUGGUGCUUACUUCCUGUUUGACAACACCACAUUUACCAGCAACGGACAGCUAAUGACAACCAACACACAGAUGAUGUUUGGAAACUGGACCUUUGGGACACUGGUCUUUACAGCGCUGGUCUUCAUAGUUACAUUCAAGUUGGCCCUCGAUACACAUUACUGGACCUGGAUCAACCACUUUGUAAUAUGGGGCUCGCUUAUCUUCUUUGUGGUGUUCUCUCUACUGUGGGGAGGAAUCAUCUGGCCCUUCCUCAACUACCAAAGGAUGUACUACGUAUUCAUGCAGAUGUUGUCCAGUGGCCCUGCAUGGCUGAGCAUAGUACUGUUGAUUAUAGCCAGUCUUCUGCCAGAUGUGCUGAAGAAGGUCAUCUGGAGGUCUCUUUGGCCCACUACCACUGAACGUAUACAGAAUGCUGAUAAAGUAUACAAGGGUCAGCUUUCCGAGUUCACCCCCCUGUCGUCUAUCCACGCUGCUCCCAAUGCUGGCAGCCGCCGUCGAGGUUCCAGCAUCCACAGGAACACGCCUAACCCUACAAGGUCUGAACCUUUUACCAAGAAAGCCAUGGUGACACGCUGGCAGAGGCCCCCAGAUUAUUGCACCUUCCCGCCCCUGCUGGGAUUCACCGAUGUCAACCACACGUCAAAGCAGGGCCAAACCUUCAGCAGGGCUGGACCAGAGACUUUGGUCUAAUUUAUGAAUUGUCAUAAAACAGUGUCGUGAGCAGAACUAAUUGAAUGCUGUUCAAAUGGACCAAAUGGCUUCCAAGUCGAGCUGUGCUAAGCUCAUUUCCCGAUGUCACUACGCAUGUCGCUAAUAGCGGGUAUGCGUCACCACACUGCAAGGGGUUGACUGUUGCCAAGUCAGCAGUCAAGCAUGACACAAAGCAUUGUGGGAUGACUAUGGAGAGGACUACAUUCCGAUCAGGGCUCAGUGUCACAGCUUUGCAGCUUAACAUUAGCACUGGAAUCAUCUUUAAUUCUGAAGUGCAAUUGGAUUGUUGGGAUAUGUUGGGUUUUUAUUUUCUUGUAUUAUGAUGGUUAACCAGCCAUUGUCUUCUAUGCAGACUGAAAUUUUGUUGAUGAUGACCAUGAGAGCACCUCUAGCCCCUAUGACCCGAGUAAACAUCUCCUUCCUUCCUUCCUUCCUUCCUUCCUUCCUUCCUUCCUUCCUUCCUUCCUUCCUUCCUUCUUUCUUUCUCACUUUCCGUGUGCUCUGUGUCUUUAUAGGACAAACUGGUCCUCCCUGCAUGCAAACGCAUUGUCCAGAAACACUUCAUAGGACACACUGCAACGCUGUAAGAAAGGUGUCUCAAGGGCAGAGGCCUGCGUGUUUACACUUGUAGGCUUCGCCAUGUCCCUAGUCGAACUAGCAUCUUACAUAUAUUUCAGUGUGUAUUGUGUUUUGCCUUUGUGUGGUAGACAUUCUAAUAGCAUGUAUCCUGCCAGCUGUUGACUAGUCAAUCUUUCGUCGUGGCCCUUUUUCCAAAGAAUAUUCCGCUAGCAGCAGUAGUUGUGUGACUGCGCUCGCUGUCUCGUUGCCUUUGAUGUUGUGGAGUGAAUACUGCACCCCUCAUAUUUACCAGAAGUGCAGAAUGACAAUGUGACAUCAUGGAGGCUACAGCUGGUUUAUUGUGCUGUAAAUCGACCAAUAUGCCUGUUACGGUGUUACCUUGGUCACAGAAGAGCAGGGUUUUUUUUCAUAAAAUAUUCCCCCUUCCUCCUCUCCUGUUUUCUUUCUUUCUCUUUGUCCUUCACGCUAUCCUCCAGUCGUUGCCUCUGUGGCAACGACACUGCCGAUAUGGUCCAUCCCACGUGACCGCCAGUUUCGCUUUUGCCCGCUCCUCAUCUUCACGCGUCGCUGCCGCUCCAGUACAUGAAUAGAAAGAAGUAGAAGAAAUGUUUCUCUCUACCUGUUGUCUCUGAACCGCAGCCUUGUCACUGCUUCGGAUAUUUGUAGCCGCUUCCUGUUAGGUGCCUUGUGUAGCUGAUAUCUCUGCGAUGCAGAGUGCACGUGUGGGUGAAUGUAAAAACGCAUCUCACGCCGAACAACACUGGAAACCUAUCAAACAACAAACUGCACAAAAUGUUGGACAACUUGCGUAUAAUUUCACUAUUUGUAUGUAUUGUUUUUAUGUUUUAUAUGCUGCAGGACUUAUUUAAAUGCCGUCGACCAAUGUUACAAACUGUGACUUUAUUUUUAAAUGAUGUACAUGUAUUUCUAACACGAGUGUCACUAUUUGAAAUUGUGUUGCCGCUAGCUAAUGAAAGAAGCAGUUCGUUUACCUUUGUAUCUAAUAUUCUCAUGUAUCGCGAGUGAGACUGGUACUUAAACUGAUUUAUGAUCGCAUGACAGUAUAGAUGUGACACUAAUAAAGUGGAUUGGGAUGGAUGGAGCACUUGACCGUGUGUGCGGAAUACCUUCAAAAGGUUAAGAAAAAUGUUUAACGGACACUGCAGAAAAAUUGUGUUUGUCAUUUAUUUGCCUUUUGCAAAAAAAAAUAAAAUUAAAUUAAAAAAAAAUUCCAAAGCCUUUUGUGUAUUUGGAAUUCAAAAUUGCACCAAUUGAACCUGUCCUGACUCUCUUCACCGACCAAAAGUCUCAAAAACUGUUUCCAAAUUGAGUGUUUAUUUUAAAACUUUGUAGAAUUAGCGUCCCGUGUUGCUCAUUGCAGACAGUAUCAAUAAAUGUCGACUCAAAUACACAACACAAAGAAGUGAAUAAAUAUUUUGUUUUUUUAUGU
Hippocampus comes (tiger tail seahorse) is the source of this 6164-nucleotide messenger RNA. RefSeq names its product ATPase phospholipid transporting 11A (gene atp11a). Gene Ontology annotation, molecular function: ATPase-coupled intramembrane lipid carrier activity; ATP hydrolysis activity; ATP binding. Gene Ontology annotation, biological process: phospholipid translocation. Lineage: Eukaryota; Metazoa; Chordata; Actinopteri; Syngnathiformes; Syngnathidae. Gene Ontology annotation, cellular component: endoplasmic reticulum; plasma membrane; recycling endosome. The transcript has 31 exons. The record is from RefSeq and is a predicted model, not a curated record. Bases 476 to 4114 code for a protein of 1212 amino acids.